Molecule: messenger RNA, 1698 nt
Organism: Carcharodon carcharias (great white shark)
Lineage: Eukaryota; Metazoa; Chordata; Chondrichthyes; Lamniformes; Lamnidae
Gene: got1
Product: glutamic-oxaloacetic transaminase 1, soluble
Exons: 10
Coding region: 149-1402 (417 amino acids)
Biological process (GO): L-aspartate biosynthetic process
Cellular component (GO): cytosol
Molecular function (GO): pyridoxal phosphate binding; L-aspartate:2-oxoglutarate transaminase activity
Source: RefSeq, a predicted model, not a curated record
CAGGUUUGUUCAGGCGGCGGCGUGUGGAGGUGGAGCUGAAGGUCAUUGUUGGCAGCGCCGGGAACCCGUCCUCUCCUUUUCCCUCCUCCUCCUCCUCCUCCUCCUCCCCCCUCACUCACUCACUCACUCUCUCCCGCUCCGGGUGGCAAUGGCGUGCGCCUCCUCGCUCUUUGCUGCGGUGCCGCUGGCGGCGCCCGUCGCCGUCUUCAAGCUGACCGCCGACUUCAGGGAGGACCCGCACCCCAAGAAGGUCAACCUGGGAGUGGGAGCUUAUCGUACAGAUGAAGGUCAACCCUGGGUCUUGCCUGUAGUGAGGAAAGUGGAACAACAGAUUGCUAGUGACACCAAUCUUAAUCAUGAAUAUGUGCCCAUCCUGGGCCUUCCAGAGUACACCAAACGAGCUUGUGAGCUAGUUCUUGGAAAGGACAGUCCUGCCAUUGCAGAAAACAGGGUUGGCGGUGUGCAGUGUUUAGGAGGAACUGGUGCACUUCGCAUUGGUGGUGACUUUCUGCGCCUUUGGUAUAACGGAACUAACAAUACAUCCACGCCUUUAUAUGUUUCUGCACCGACGUGGGCAAACCACAAUGGAGUGUUUGGUGCUGCAGGAUUCACUGACAUACGCAGCUAUCGUUACUGGGACCCAGCCAAUCGUGGCCUUGAUCUACAAGGACUUCUGGGGGAUAUGGAGAAAGCUCCGGAAUUUUCCAUUUUUGUGCUGCAUGCAUGCGCGCACAAUCCAACUGGUACAGACCCAAGUCCAGAGCAAUGGCAGAAGAUUGCUGAGGUCAUGAAGAGAAGGUCCCUUUUCCCUUUCUUUGAUGCAGCCUAUCAGGGCUUUGCAUCUGGAGACUUGGAUAAAGAUGCCUGGGCUAUUCGUUACUUUGUGAGCCAGGGUUUUGAGCUCUUCUGUGCACAGUCCUUUUCUAAGAAUUUUGGACUAUACAAUGAACGAGUUGGGAAUCUGUGCAUUGUAGCCAAGGACAAUGACAAUCUGACCAGGAUUCGCUCUCAAAUGGAGAAGAUAGCCCGUACUGUAUGGUCAAACCCACCAGCUCAUGGGGCUCGCGUUGUAGCCGUCACCCUUUGUAACCCACAGCUCUAUACUGAAUGGAAAGGUAAUGUGAAGACUAUGGCUGACCGUGUGUUACUGAUGAGAGCACAGCUGAGGGAGAAGCUGGAGAAACUGGGAACGCCUGGCACAUGGGACCAUCUCACCCAGCAGAUCGGAAUGUUCAGUUUCACAGGACUUGACCCUUCCCAGGUUGAUUAUAUGAUUAAGAAGAAACACAUCUAUCUCAUGGCCAGUGGCCGCAUCAACAUGUGUGGGUUAACCACUAGCAACUUGGACUAUGUGGCAGAAUCCAUUCAUGAAGCAGUGACAAACAGCCAGUGGAGAAAGUAAAAGAAAGGAUUUCACCCCCUCUGCUAUUUGCAUAUGGGCCAUCUGAUUAAAACCCAAAUCUUCAAUCGUUUCAUCAAUUUGCGACGUUUAGUGAUAUACUCAGUCGCUAUAGAACAAAAAGCAAGCACAUUAGUGAUUCAGUUCCAUUAUAUAUGCAGCUGUAAGCUUCUAAUAAUGUCUAGAAAAUAAUAUAUGGAAUGUUUAAGUGUGAUCUAACUAACAAAUUCAUCCAAUGUAUAAAUGUAAUGGGUCACACCGAAAACAAUGCAAUAUAAAGAAACAACAUUUUAAAAUCA